AUGUUUGGACCAACUACUUGCAAUCAAAAACCUUUCCAUGGUGUCGCAUGGAACUCAUCGAUUCUUCCGCAUAUCUGCCUCGAACGAAUCACUUUUGUCGUAAUGUUCAAUGGCUCGUGGAAAGACAGGAAUCAUCAUCGAAAACGAGGCAAAUCACAUUUCUUCCACGUCUGGAAGCCGGAGCCAAACGAAUCCGUACAAAACGGAAGCAAUACAGUGAAAAAGAGAAUGUCCUGCUCAAGGGAGGUGGAGAUAGCGUUGAGAUAUCUUCAGCAAGUGAUCUCGUCACAAAGUCCACAUUUGAUAUUGAAUAGCACUUCGGCUGUAUUUGAUGCCGUGUCAGUUAAUUGCAACAAUAAAGAUAAGCGAUUACAGGCUGCACUUGUUCAGUUACUACGAUGUACCGAUAGGGAAUGUGUGAAAGCGGAUGCACAACCCAAAGCUCAAGAAAUACGAAAUGCAGUCGAACAACUUUCUGAGGCCGUCAAAAGCUGCUCAGCGGCAGCUCCGAACGCUAGCGUAAGCGGUACGGAAACGCCCCCUCCAGACUUCAACACGGGACAAGACACAAAUCAUAAAGCUGAGUCUGAUGUACAGGAAGAAGACAAUGUAAAGUCCACCCUAGAAGAGGAACGCACCCUUGAUGAUUUGCUAAAUAAACUGAAUUUGAGGAAAGUGCCGAAAUUUUCGCCUACUUUCCCAGAUUUGGAUACAGCUGAGUCAGAUGACGAUUAUGGAGUGACAACAGAUGAAAGAAAAGAGGAAAGAGAGGAGAAACAUGGGCAAAAGCUCUGCGAAGAGGAAGUACAGAAAAUGCCAGAUGGUUCGGAAGUACGUGUCAAGAAAACCAGAACAGUUAAUGUGCAACAAAGUCGAAAACAUGUAACCAUAUCAAGUCGUGGUGGUGGUUGUCCUGGAAUCACUCGGCAUUUCACCGACGGCAAAAGUGCGAUGCAGGAGGACGAGGAAGAGGAAGAAAGUGAUUUCUUCAAAAGGGAUCCCUUUGAUAGGUUCCGAAGGAGACAUGCGCCUGAUAUAGAAUCGCUUGAAUUAGUUUCUGCAACGCCUGGGGCUGGACAGUCCAUGAAGACCAAGAGCGUUGAGCGAACUAGUGAAGUAACACAAUCAGUCAGUGAACGAAAAGAACGCGAUGGACGAGUUUUACGCGAAAAUGCAGCUCAAAAACUCGACAGCUCUGCGCUAACUGCUCGCCAGACGGAUACAUAUCAGGGCUCACAUUUGCUCGAUCGAAAAGGGGAGGGCACAUAUGAAGAGAGCUGCGUUGUGCGCGGUGGGCCGCUUGCUCUUGGACCACAACCUGUUCUUCCACCACGGAAGCAUGUUAUAGAAUACAUGCAGACGUUUGGCAAUAAAGAGAACACAGACGUGGACUUUUUCCGUGGAACGGCACUCUCAUCCUACAUCACUCUAAAUGACAAUUUGCGAUAUCACGAAGAACAGUUUCGAAAAAAGCUACAAUUCGAGUUUUCCACAGCAGGAACAUCCAGAGUAACUCCAGAUUUUACAAACCUAGCCGACCUCCUUCAAGAUGCUGAGUUUGGACAAUUCAAACUCCCCUCCAAAUGGGCAGAGGAAGAAAAAGAGGAUGACCACGCCCCUCGCCAAGCGAUUGAUUGGUUGGAGCGGCGCGCAAUCGCGAAUGUACCGGAAACAAUCUGUACCUUAGAUGCAUCCGAAUAUCUUGUAAUGCGAGCAAAAGAAGACACGUCGAAACCUCCAGAGGUUCGAGGGGGUCCACGAGAUGCGCUAAUUGUGCAUGCAACUGAGCAUAACUCCUCUGUACUUUUUCAAGAAGCAUUCCUUGUCACUUAUCGAACGUUUAUAUCGUCACAUGAUCUCAUUAACAAACUCAUUACAAGAUACGUGUAUAUGUCCAUGUCGGGAGAUCGAGCAUCGCAAUCAGCAGCUCGGCUAACAUUUUCUGUCCUAGUACGAGUAGUGGAUGAGCUCACAAAUUAUGAGUUAAGUGAAGCACUCGUACACACAGUCACCUCAUUCGUCUAUCGCCUUAUACAUGAGGGAAACCUUAUAUUUGCCCGUUUGCUCAGAAAACGAUUGUUGGAUCGGAUUAUCACUCCAAAGCCACCACCAGCAACCGUAUCGAAGUUGACUCCACCUCGAAAGCCUUAUACACUUUUCGACUUCCGAUCAGCAGAUAUCGCUUGUCAGAUGACUUAUAUUGAUUCCCAUCUGUUCCAUCUUAUUGAGCCGGCCGAACUCCUGUGGUGGGCCCAAGAGCAGGACGAAGUGAAGAGCCCAAACUUGGUAGCAUUCACUGAACAUUUCAACAAUGUAUCAUUCUGGGUGCGAACCCUUGUGAUCACACCGUCCACUCCAAAGGAAAGGGAAAAGUAUAUGCUGAAAUUCAUAAAGAUUAUGAAACAAUUACGCCGAUUAGGCAACUUCAACUCCUAUCUUGCCCUAUUAUCCGCACUCGUCUCAAGUCCUCUGGCCCGUUUGGACUGGAGCAAAGCGGUGACCGAUGCCCUGAGGGAACACGCUGAAGUGAUGGAUACGGCCCAUUCAUAUAAGAAUUACCGAGUUUUGCUACAACAAGCUACACCACCCACUGUUCCAUACAUUGGCGUUGUUUUGCAAGAUUUAACGUUUGUGCAUGCUGGAAACGCUGAUAAGCUGCCAGCUGAUCGAUGUGGUGGACGUCGUGGAUUAAUCAACUUCUUGAAAAGAUGGCAUCAAUACGCCAUUUUGGAUAGCAUCAGGAAACUGAAACGAUGGAACUACGACAUCACUAGAGACGAGAAGGUGCUUUGCUUCUUCGAUUCAUUCUCCACAUUUUUGACUGAAGAACAAACUUGGGUGCGAUCGCACGAAAUCAAGCCGACAAAUCGGAAAAAGCCAUAAAUUUUCAUUCCCCGCCUCCGUCGCGCGACUGCGACACGCAUCAGCUGAAGUAAAGGACGCAAAUAAAAUGAACGCAUAGACCUUGUUUUUUUGUUUUUUUUUUGAAAUGUCGUAUUUUUGUGCAAAAAAUGCCAAUUUUUAUGGUCAACCCUUAACUUGUGAUUCUUUUACUUUGUAGAAGCUUUUCAAGUCUCCUCUCUAGUCAUAAAAUUUCUGCACGAUUCUUUACGUGCAACUGUAUAUACAUCUGUUUUCGCUUCUCAGCUCGUUUUCUUCUUUCAUUUAUCUGCUUUUUCCGAGGCUGAUUUUGCUACUUUAUACUCUUCUAAAUUUUUACUUGCUUCUGUUGAUAUGUACUUUAAUUAUUGCUUUCGACACCUUUCUGAUCCACACUCAACUUCAUGCAUAUUUCGCUGACAAAAUCACGAGUCCGUCAUUAAUUUACUCAUUUUCGAAUUAGAAUCAGUGUCAACUUUAUCGUGUGAGACUAGUCAUGUUUAGAAGCUUCAUAGUCUACACAUUAUUCUACUAGAAUGUUAUUUUAUCAGAAAAUUUUUUUUGUAUCAACUAAGACAUACUAUGUUUUCGUUUGUUAUGAUUUGUCAGAUGUAUGAGCUAUACUUUGCUUUAAGCAAGAAUAAUAAAAGUUGGAAGAGGG
Cylicocyclus nassatus is the source of this 3541-nucleotide messenger RNA. NCBI's taxonomy places the organism in Eukaryota, Metazoa, Nematoda, Chromadorea, Rhabditida, Strongylidae. The record is from the annotation of a GenBank genome assembly.